Molecule: messenger RNA, 6629 nt
Organism: Anopheles bellator
Lineage: Eukaryota; Metazoa; Arthropoda; Insecta; Diptera; Culicidae
Gene: Slik
Product: STE20-like serine/threonine-protein kinase
Exons: 13
Coding region: 1-5910 (1969 amino acids)
Biological process (GO): protein phosphorylation
Molecular function (GO): protein serine/threonine kinase activity; ATP binding
Source: RefSeq, a predicted model, not a curated record
AUGUCGUUCCUAAACAAUCUGAAAAAGGUGUUCCACCUUGGCAGCGGGGAGGCGAAGAAGAAACGUAUCUUCAACAACAUCCGGAUGGACACGGAUCCAAACGAUUUCUGGGAGAUGAUUGGCGAGCUGGGGGAUGGAGCGUUCGGCAAGGUGUACAAGGCGCAGAGCAAAGAAACGAAGCAGCUGGCCGCGGCCAAGAUGUGCACGCUCGAGGAUGAGGAAAACCUAAGCGAUCACAUGGUGGAGAUUGACAUCCUCUCGGAAAUUAAGCACCCGAACAUCGUCGGACUGUACGAGGCGUUCUCCAUCGACGAUAAGCUUUGGAUGCUGAUAGAAUAUUGUGAUGGCGGUGCCUUAGAUAGUAUUAUGGUGGAGCUCGAGAAACCACUGACCGAGGCGCAGAUCGCUUACGUGUGCAAGCACAUGUGCGCCGGACUGAACCAUUUACACAAAAACAAGGUGAUACAUCGCGACUUGAAGGCCGGCAAUGUGCUGCUGACGAUGGACGGUGGCGUUAAGCUAGCUGACUUCGGUGUGUCGGCCAAAAAUAAGCACACGAUGCAGAAGCACGACACGUUCAUCGGCACCCCGUACUGGAUGGCACCGGAGCUGGUGCUGUGCGAAACGUUUCGCGACAAUCCGUACGACUUUAAGGUCGACAUCUGGUCGCUCGGUAUUACGCUGAUCGAGUUCGCGCAGAUGGAACCACCGAACAGCGAGAUGUCACCGAUGCGGGUGCUGCUCAAGAUACAGAAGAGUGAACCACCGAAGCUGGACCAGCCGUCGAAGUGGACGAAACACUUUAACGACUUUCUGGCCCGAACCCUGGUGAAGGAUCCUCAGCAGAGGCCAUCGACGGAUGUACUUAUAGGGCUACCGUUUAUCAGCGGCAACCUGGACUCGAAACCUAUCAAAGACCUGCUACUGGAGUACAAAGCGGACGUCGUUGAAGAGGAGCUGGUUGAUGAGGAGGCAGAGGAACCCCGCAACUCUGCCCUUCCGCUCGACUUGGACGAUGACUCGUCGUCGCUGCAAAGCCAAGAAACUGAUAAACUUCCAGACACACCAACGUCCCUUUCGAAAUCGUCCCGGGAUUCGAAGGAAUCCACUCCUGUUCCCGCUAGCGAAGAGGAUCCCACCAAAUCGGCCAAGAGCGGGCUGACACCGGUGGCCGCCCCGGUACCGCCCCAGGACCUCCAGCCAGCAGCAGCCGCUACCACGGUCCCGGGAGUUGUAGGUGACUUUAAGAAGCCCCACGCACCCGACGAUGAGCUGCCACCGCCGUCACGGCAGCUCACUAAUCGUGGCAACAGCUCGCCGCCUCAAACGGCCUCAGUAAACAUACCCACACCGGUGCUGCCUGUUGCACACAGCACGACGAACGACGAGCAGCAGCCGGUGGAUGAGUCGGUCACUGCGCUGCCCACCGGCACUAGUGGCGAGCGGAAGUCUUCGGUUGGCGCCGGAGGAGUCAGUGGUGGCGUCCGGAAAGGUCCCGCUCCUCCACCGCCACAUACACCUACAUCACCAACAGCGAAGCAUCAACCGGCGGCGGCAUCAACCCAACCAGCACCGCCAACGGUGUUGCCGGUACUAGGUGGUGUUAGGGGUGCUUCCUCAGACAUUCCUAAGGGAAUGACAGGAGGACCCCUCACGCCACCGGAAACACCACAAACGCCACCUUCGGAAAGUGAAGCUACCGGUAGAGGCAAGGAUCGCCCCGAUGCGUCCGCCAACUUGAUUUCAUCGGUGGUACCAGCAUCGGUGUCGCGUGUAGACGAGCAUUCGAAGUCAUCACCGCCACGCAAGGAGCACGCCCCGCCAACACCACCUGCCAAGGAGGGUACUAAACCGUCUUCGUCGCCAAUCACUUCGUCAGCGAUGGCGAAGCACCCUCAUCCUACGAACGUUGCCAUUCCACGUGCGAUUCCACCACCAUCGUCGUCGUCGUCGCCGCUGCCGCCACCGCCGCCGUCGUCGUCAUCGUCACCGCUGCUGGUGGACGAAGAAGAAGCGGCACGCAAAGCAAUGGCCGCAGCGGGACGGCACACCCCGCAACAUCAUCAUCCGCGUCCCACAGCCCCCGGUGCAGUGAUGAAUUCUUCCUCGACCACGUCCAUCACGAUCAACGAUGCGACCGUGCUGGCCGAUCCGUCGAACAGCCUGGCAAGCAACGUGGCGCAGGUAACGGUCGUUACGAGCCACCCGCCCGUCAUUAUCGACAACUCGAUACCGGGAGCAAUCGCCGUGACCUCUUCGCCCUCUGGUACCUCUUCGUCGGCUUCGUCGACAAAAUCUUUCGGGUCGUCGCAACGUCGAUCGGCCGCAGCGCAACGGCGAACCGGCGAUGAGGUUGUGAUUGUAUCGAACGAGCUGAACAAAACGCACGUCAACGAGUCGUCCACCGACGACGACUUCCAGUCGCUCGACAGUCUCGAGAAUACGGUCGCUUCACCCCGCUACCGCAAGCCACAAUCGAUACCCGCCGGAGGCAACGGGGGAACUCCUGCGAUUGCACGGAAGCUGGACGAAAGCGAAGUGCUGAUCGUAAGCCCUGGGUACGUAGAGGAAACGGUGUCCCGGGCAAUGGAGGUCGUGCGCCGAAGGGGGGACGAGGAUGGCGAUGAAGAGGACGAAGUAUUCAACGGAAGCAGUAGCGGUAUUCUCAAUAGCAGCAGCAGUAGCAGCAAUAGCAAUAGCAAGUUGCUCCUACUGGACACUAGUCAUGUUUCGGUCGUAACAGUUGGUGAGGAGGAGGUGAAGGUGAAGGACUCUUCCUCUCAGCCGCACCAUCCGCAGUUGCUCAACAACCAUUUGCAUCAGCAGCAACAGCAACAGCAUAAUUACAAUGAUUCUACCAGUGACCUGUCAAAUGUAAGCUGUGGUCCAAGCGAAUCGAGCGACGAUGUGAAGGUUGACAUCGUUCUGGGCCAUCCUGCUUCCACCGGUCGACAGCAACAGCAGCAGCACCUUCAGCAACGGUCUCCGUCGGGAUCGUCGAUUUCUUUGCCCAGUCAAACGGGCAAAACGGCGGCUGGUUCAGGUAUCGUGAAUGGAAAUCGCUUCAACGGUGCCGCCGGAGAGUUCCAUCAGAGCCGCGAGGAUGUCAGCAUCAUAGUGAAUAAGCGUAAGAUAGAAAAGCAACGGAUUUCCCCAGACAGCAGUGUGGGAUCGUUCGAUGGUGCCGGUGGUUCGGUUCGCUCAGCCAGUACCCCCAUUCACGGUAUGGUUGCGGGAGGAACGGUAGUUGGUGGGGCAGCGGGUCAUCAUCAACGCACCGGAAGUGGUGCCACUUCGAAGCAGCAGCUGCAGCACGAUCGGAGCGAUGCGGAAAGUAUCGCGACCACCACUAGUCACGAUAGUCGCGAGCAGGGUGCAGCAGAGUUGCUCGAGGAAGAGGUCACACUACGACGGAAGCCACUGCCGGCUACCGGUGAGCCGGACGAUGAUAAACUAGCCCCACUGCCGUCGGUUACCGCAGGGUCGGCCAAUACUGCCGCUCAAUCAGCCGCGACAAGCGCUGCAGCCACCGGUGCUAGCGGUGGUGCCGGCACCGGCAGCGGUGGUGGCGUAGUGAAGCAGAAGGCAAACCGAACCUUCACCAAGGAGGAAUUGCAUCUGCAAAAUUUGAAGAAGAAAACGCGCAAACGAACGCGCAAGUUUGAAAUCGACGGCGUGCAGGUGACGACAACGACGAGCAAGGUGAUCUACAGCGAUGAGGACAGCAAUAAGCUGUACGACGAUCACCUCUUCCGGAAGCAGGAGUUGCGCGAGCUGAAGAUGCUGCAGAAGCAGGAAAAGAAGCAGUUCUACGAUCUGCAAGCGAAGGAAGCGAACGCCAAAGAGCAGCAGGAGAAAAAGUUCGAACAGGAGCGAGUGCAGCUUGAGCGCACGUUUGAGGCGGACAUGGACGUGCUUGCCCGGCACCACCGACAGACCGUGGAGAAGUUCGAGCAGCAGCAGGAAGCCGAACUUCGCAACACGUCCAAGAAAAUCCGGGCCGAGCAGGAGCGCGAGCUUAAGUUGUUCCGGGACGGUUUGAAGCAAGAGAUACGGCUGCUCAAGCAGGAAGUGGACCUGUUGCCGAAAGAGAAACGAAAAGACGAGUUCCGCAACCGGAAAACACAGAUGGAGUUCGAGCACGAGGAGCGCGAGAAGUCAUUUCUGUCGCGGCUGUCGGAAACUCAUGAAAUGGCGUUGCGCCGGAUCAGCGAAAUCUACCGGGAAAAGCUUUCGUCCACCGACAAGGGCCAUCUGCAGCAAAAGCAAACGGCGAUGAGGACACGCGAAGCAAUGCUGUGGGAGCUAGAGGAAAAGCACAUUCACGACAAACAUCAGCUAGCGAAACGGCACGUGAAAGACAUCUGCUUCAUGCAGCGCCAUCAGAUGAUAAUCCGGCACGAAAAGGAACUGGACCAGAUCAAGCGCAUGAUUACGCGUAAGGAGGAGGAACUGGUAAAGAGACAAACGAUCGAGAGGCGAGCCCUGCCAAAGAGAAUACGCGCUGAGCGGAAGGCACGCGACAUGAUGUUCCGCGAAUCGUUGCGCAUAUCGAUGACCACCGAUCCGGAGGUGGAGCGUGACAAGCUGAAAAAGUUUCAAGAGCAGGAGAAGAAACGGUAUACUCAAGAACAGUUGCGCUUCGAAACUAAGCAUAGCAAACAGCUUGAAGAGUUACGAGCUACCUCCGAGGGUUCCAUCAGAGAGUUGGAGCAGCUUCAGAAUGAGAAACGAAAGCAGCUACUAGAGCACGAAACGGCCAAACUGCGCGAGUGCGAUGAAGCGCUACAGAAAGACCUGCGCGAGUGGAAGGCACAGCUCAUGCCCCGGAAGCAGGCUGUCGAGCGCGAGCUGAACCGUAUGGUGGACGAGUACGAGGUGGCCUGGGGCGGCCCGGUGGAUCGGCGCGAAUUCGACGGUGACUUUAUCGUGCCGCCCGAGCUCCGCAAUCGCGCCAACUCGCUCAACACCCGGUCUCUGCGGCUGCUCAACAUUACCCGGUCCCGUACGUUCCUAACGCUUCCCAACGUGCCCAAUGGUAGUCGUAGUACCAUACACGGUUCUGUGCCGGAUCUGAGCCGCUCCGUACCGAACACGCCCAACUCGGGCCACAAGCUUUCACUGGCCUCGUCGUACGACUCGGUGCUGGAGGAGAACGAAAGCGAAAACUAUCCUCCCGGUGGGGCUGGCGGCGGUGGUGGUGCUAUUGGUGGUGGGGUCAUGCAUGGGGCUCACGGCAGCUACCAGUAUGCGGUCAAGUACGCGCACACCAACGACGAUGGUGUUGGCGGUGGUGUUCAUUUGCGGCGCAAGUCGGAAGACAUACUGUCCACCGGCAAGCGUACUCGCAUUCCGAUCAAAAGUUUUCUUCAUUCGACUGCCGGAAGUAGUAACUCGGCAUCGUCGGCGUCUUCGUACGGGCUUGCGGGACCACAGGGACGCAGUGGUGGCCCAUCCUCCUACUACAGCGGGUCGCAGAGCCGACUCACGGAACCGAAGGAUCGUGGUAUAGUUUCGAUUCGUCUGAAUUCGACGGCGGCGGCAUCGUCGUCAUCGUCGACCGUUGCGCCACCAUCGAGGAAACCGAUUAACAUUUUCGACGGCAUGACGAACCGCUCGAACAUCCCGCAGUACUAUACUGGAUCGGGCAUGGUCACGACGACGAUGCCCCGCAGUAGCGUUGGUUGGGGCCCCAGUCGGCUGGGCGAUAACACGUUCACCGCGUCCGAUGCGAACCUCAAUCACCGGUUGACCACGUUCAGCUCAGCCCGCGGAGGCCUUCCGUUGCCGGCGGCGGCUACCAUUGGGGGAUCCGCGCCCGGGCGUAAAUCUGGCCCGCCGGGUUUGAAGUUGUCUCCCUCGACACCGGUUUUACUGGCACCGAGCAAGGAUGAUGAUACGGUCGUUUAAAGGAGGCCGCCAUGGGAGCAUCCAUCCCCCUGUCCUUUCUCUCGCUUGCUCUACUCCUGUCUUCACUUCUUUCCUCGAAUCGCAUACACAUACACUAUCCCUCUAUCUAUCUACAUCGUGUAUCAAGCCUAAGGAUUCGAAAUGUACGCAAAACAAGCAACGCUUCGUCGGUCGAUGGACAUCCGAUGGCGGGUGGAGCUCACUGAUUGCCGCGCCACCAUAACCCAACUGAAACUCCAGCCUAAUGAUGACGCUACUAACACCGCGACCCAACACGUUACGUUACUAACACUGUGAAUACUAAAACGUACUGGCCAAAGAGGAGGACUAACGUGUGACAACGCAUGCAUGCGAGAGAGGAGGGAGCGAGUGACGACGACGACACUGCGGACAACAGGAAUACCUCUUUCGUGUGUCCACUAUCAAUUGCGCGCCAACACUACUCUAAGUAACAUCCUUCCUCGUGUCGCUGCCUCUCGACACACAAAGACGUUGCGCCAUGUAGCAGCCGAGACAGCUCGAACGAGCGCACCGCAUGUGGGCUGCUAGUCUCGUGCCGUUUUCUGUACCGCUUGAAGCGCCUGGAAGAAGCGUUCGCCCAGCAGGUGGAAGAGAUGGAACAACUGUACGGCAACAGUCUGGUACCGAUGCCGCCGCAGUCGCCGCAGGCGCACGACCACCUGCAUCUGCAGGUGGGCUCGACCCGGAGCAGCAUUUCU